This is a messenger RNA of Drosophila pseudoobscura, 1264 nucleotides long. RefSeq lists its product as uncharacterized. NCBI's taxonomy places the organism in Eukaryota, Metazoa, Arthropoda, Insecta, Diptera, Drosophilidae. Bases 799 to 1140 code for a protein of 113 amino acids. The transcript has 3 exons. The record is from RefSeq and is a predicted model, not a curated record.
UGCUUGAAAUGAUGACGCUUUCCAGCUAGAGCUACCGAAUAUGUUUCAGUUUCAGGAAAGAACUGAAACUAAAAAAUCUACUCAUGUGCAACAUUUCCUCAGCAUGCCCCUCCAUUUACUUCAUUCUAUAUAUUAGUAUAGACUCGAAUUAUUAUAUGUAAUUGUUAUUUUAAAUCAAAAGAAAAAUACAAAAUUCGUAGUGUUUAAAACUUCCUGUUAAUUAUCUCCUAAAAUGUGCCCGAUACGAUUUUCGUCUGUCCAUUUUUGCACAUUCUGCCUCCUGUUUUUGAUGCAGGAGCCACGUUCUAUAAUAUUUGGAAAUCACCGCGCGCCAUUUUAUUUGCUAUUUCAAUUGGACGGCCAGUCUGGAUGCCGGGAAUUACAGUUCCUGAGAUCAUGAGCUAAUAAUGCGAUGAGACACGCGACCGGAUUAGUCAGUGGCGAUUUUGUUGACAAUAACUCAGCUCAGGAAAAGACAAUUGCCCGUGUGCACAUGAUCCGACUUCCUCUGGUUUCGAUUCAGAGCGGAAAAUGCUCUUAUUUUCAACGCCAACUCGCUAAUUUGUCCCAGGCACACUGCAGCGAGCCUUACAUGUGCGAAUCGAGGCGAUAAAUUAGAACCACUCGAGGUGCUAAUCAGAACAGACUGAGACUGAACUGGGCAAAACAUUUUGCCAAUUGUAUAAAUUGCGAUGUCAAGUCCACUGAGGCCACACUUUACAAGCCACAGUCGUGCUAAAAGCAGUUCAAUUGCAAUAGAGCAGAUUACACCAGCCCUGAGUAGAAAACUCCCACAAAAUGCUGUCGAACAAGAAAAUCUUUCGGUUGAUCGCCUGCUUUGCCGCUCUCAAUAUGGUGUGCGCCUAUCCCCAAGAGCGCCUCACCGCCACAGAACAGAUUCAAAGACUGAGUGCUGCCACAGAAGCGGAGACCAAAGCCAUCAUUUCCAGCGAAGCCCUCGACAAUCUGUACAGAUAUGAGCGGACACUGACCCGUCUGAGGAGAGCACUGGACGAGCUUGCCUACGAGGAGGCGGCCGAUGACAUGGAGCUGGCGGAAAUAAAUGUGUUCCGCCCGCUCUUCCGCUAUCGGUCGCAGGUGGCCAAGCAAGUCGGAAGUACUCAGCAGCAGUUUGGAUAAGCCUUACAAGCUCAUUUAUAAUAUAUAAAAUAGGUAUAGACAUUUUCUCACACAGCCUCGUUUCCCUCAUUUUCAUUAUAUUUUUGUACAAAUCUAAAUUAAGAAUAAAGAGUUAGGUAAUUUA